Molecule: messenger RNA, 1170 nt
Organism: Aspergillus saccharolyticus JOP 1030-1
Lineage: Eukaryota; Fungi; Ascomycota; Eurotiomycetes; Eurotiales; Aspergillaceae
Product: alpha/beta-hydrolase
Exons: 2
Coding region: 1-1170 (389 amino acids)
Molecular function (GO): hydrolase activity
Source: RefSeq, a predicted model, not a curated record
AUGACUGACUGUCCGAUCCCUGGAUUGAUUGUCAUUUGGUCUUUCUCCAUUUCCACAACCACUUACACAAGUCCCUUCCACUGUGCUCUAUCCAUGGCGACCUCCCGUAUCAGACACGACCCCAGCUGGUCGACACGUCAAGGUCUUGCUGGCGCAGUGCUCAAACUGUUCCUGCGCACCUACACGGCCUGUCACUUCAAAUGGCCCAUCUCCCUCAAACCCCACCACGAGGGGGACCGUUUCGUGAUCAUCGAACCCCCCACCCCCUCUUACUAUACCGGGGUGGCAGUGGAUGAAGAGAUCAAGCCGGAGCCCGUGGGGGCCACCUGGUAUCCUGAGCCCUGCACGGCCGCAACCUCGAUCCCCGACGGCCAGUUUGUCGUCCUGCAUCUACACGGGGGCUCGUAUGUCCUGGGCGAUGGCCGCAGCUCGUCCUGCAACUUUCUGGCCAAGACCCUUCUCACACACACCCCCGCCAGUCAUCUGCUGUGCGUACAAUAUCGACUCGCCUGCUACCCCAACGGCCGAUUUCCCGCUCAGUUGCAGGAUACCAUCGCCGCGUACGUCUAUCUACUCCACACCCUGCAGAUUCCACCGUCCCGCAUUGUGCUCUCCGGGGAUAGCUCGGGGGGUCACCUUGCCUUGGCUCUGCUGCGGUACCUUGUCGAGUACGAGGAUCCAUCGCGACUACCACCCCCGCGGUGCAGCUGGCUGUGGUCGCCAUGGUGCGAUGUGCCAGCCGCAGUAGACCCGGAAAGUUGGACCCAGAGCCAGAACUACGAAACCGAGUACAUCCCGGGCUCAUUCCCAACCUGGGGGGCCCGACAGUUCCUGCGCGACCUGGCCAUAACGGAGCCAAUGGAGCGCUAUGUGGCUCCGAUCCACCAUCCCUUCCUUCUGCCCUCGCCCGCGUUAGUGAUCACCGGGGGUCGGGAAGUCCUGUACCCCGAUCACCAAGAGCUCGUCCGGCAAUUCCAGAACCGGCCGGGAAAUGAAUCCCAGAUCGAGCUCGUGGUGGAAGAGAAGGUGCCUCACGACGUUCUCAUGAUUGGCUGGAUCAUGAAAUUCCAUCAAGAAGCGGAGGCUUGUGCUCGACAAGCCGGCGACUUCGUACGACGCGUGACAUCGGUCACAAGGUCCACGGGGAGGGGCGAGAAUGAGCAGGAAUGA